Molecule: messenger RNA, 2492 nt
Organism: Pecten maximus
Lineage: Eukaryota; Metazoa; Mollusca; Bivalvia; Pectinida; Pectinidae
Exons: 2
Coding region: 235-951 (238 amino acids)
Source: RefSeq, a predicted model, not a curated record
AUAAAAAAUUAAUUGUUUGCUGCUGCCGCCCUACCCAAAAAAAAUGGUCCCGCUGGAAUUAUUUUUUUACGUUUUUUUCGGUCAUUUUUUUUUUAUAAAUCGUCAUUUCCGGAUUCCGGAUUUACCGGAUUCGUUUCGGUUUUAGUUUUGACUCUUCGUCGCUCAAACGCUUUAUAAUAGCGAGUUGUUAAAGCGUGCAAAGCACCUUGCUGACGUUGUGGGCUCGGAGCCGCCAUGGACGUCGCUACGCUAAAACGAAAGUUGGCUGCAGUCAGCAAUGAUUACGUAUCGCUGUGCUGUAGUUUGGUGUAUGAAGGAGAACCAGAUAUGCAUAAACAUAACAAGAACAACUAUAUUAUGGAGUUUGGUGUCGGGGACACGUGGAAUGAAGUGCUUGAUGAGCUAUUACAUACCGGCACACACUCGCCGUCACUGCCGGGGAAAACAGAUGUGGUUGAGUUAUCUCUUGCGGCAAAAAACUCGAUCACUGUCUUCCACCCCCAUAUGGAUGAGGCUAUCGAGGUAGCCCAAAACCUCGACAACACUUUGAAAUAUGCGACUUUUAAAGUGAUCAAAUCUACCACAACAACAGAAUCCGAGAGUAACCCGACUAGUACUAGUAAAAGGAAUGCCUUCAGUGUCCUGAUGUCGUCAGCGACCGAAUUGUCGAAAUUUGCGAAACACAAGGAUGCUACAGGGCAAAAAUUCACAGGUGAUGCUUUGCAAGGUAUGGUAUUCGUCAAGUUGCAACUAGCCUGCAACACCCACAUCGAAUUUGCAUACUAUGCUACAGGAUUUGCCACAAGGAAAGACGUGUGUUGUCACUGCGCUGUUGAUGGAGUACAGCGAGAUGCCAACUUGCUCAAACAGUAUCGUGUUGUUCUGCCUGUUUGUGCGGAUUGUUUAUUGGCAGGCAAAGACAGUGUGAAAAGGAAUCCAAUAAAAAAUUGAAAUAUUCAGAUAGGCAGGUAGCCCGUUCCGCCUGGCAUGUUGCGGAGAUGCAAACCUGGCAGAUGCAGGCGAGGGGGUAGGAAGUUGAAACCCCAUUCUAACGAUUUUGUCUGACAGAGUCCUCGACUACAGACUCGCCUUUAUAUAGUACCACUCGGUACCACUGGUUGAAUUUAGUCGAGCAGAUCAUGUCCACCCUGACCUGUCCUUUUGUUAAUUUUGUAUUAAUGACAAUUUGUCUGUUUAUGAAAUAUUGUAUAACAGAUACAUAGUAACAUACACAGUAUCAAUACUUAGUAGGGGUGGGCAAUAUAUUGCACUUACAGUAUUUUUCUUGCAAUACUAUAUAGCAAUGUGAUUUUGAAUUUUGUUCUAGUCAUUUUAAUGUUGUUUAAGUACAAUUAUUAACUAAUUAUUUAGAAAUAAUGUUAUAGCAAAAGUAUAUCAGCCAAAUUAAACUUGUUUGCUGUGAUAAUUUUUAGGGAUAGAUAGAUACAGUUUGUCAUUUUUAAAUUUGUCAUUGAAACUUGAUUACCUGAUGUUUUAUUAUAUCUGUCCGUUUUCCUGUACAUUUUUGUAACAUGUUAAUCGACAAAAUUUCUUAACAUAUCGCAAUAUGCCCCCAAAUAUUGCAAUAUGAACAUUGCUUGCAAUACCCACACUAUCAAAAAUCCAUUCCAAUUUCUCAUAUCGUGUCAUUUUCAGUUUUGUUGUGUUUUAACAUAUUUUUAUGUUUUUGUAUUUUUAUAUUUUUUGUGCAAUACCCACACUAUCAAUAUCUACUAGUCCAGAUCUAAAAAAAAUCCAUUCCAUCCAAUGUCAUUAUUAACAAUUUUCUCAUAUCGUGUCAUUUUCAGUUUUGUUGUGUUUUAACAUAUUUUUAUGUUUUUGUAUUUUUAUAUUUUUUGUGCAAUACCCACACUAUCAAUAUCUACUAGUCCAGAUCUAAAAAAAAUCCAUUCCAUCCAAUGUCAUUAUUAACAAUUUUCUCAUAUCGUGUCAACUUCAGUUUUGUUGUGUUUUAACAUAUUUUUGUGUUCAAUGAGAUUUCAAUUUAUUAAUUCAAGUGUUAAAUAAAAUUGUUCAAUUAUUUAAGUUAUAUAUAUAUGUGUGUGUUAUUAUUUAAACACUAGCUGGAACCCCCAGGUUGCUUGAACAUCCUGGCUAAAUGAUUCAUAUGAUAUAUGGUACAUGUACAUUUGAAAAAGACAUCAUAUCUGACACUCACCAUGCAUAUAUAUGUUACAAAGCCAGCUAGCAUUAAGCAGAGGAUGUCAGAUUAAGAACCAAAGGGUGCAUUGUUAAAGAUAAGUGGCAAUACAGUGCGCAUGCAGUAACCAAUCUACCAAGAAAAACAUCCAGGGUAAAUAUAACACAUAGACAAUCAAGUUUUCAAGUUUUUAUUCAAACUUUAGGCAUUAAGCCCAUCAGUACAAUCGGGACAAUAAAUUUGUACCUUUAACACACUACACUACAUGUCCACAUGAUGUUUCAGUUGUUUUGUAAUAUUUCACAAAAUUAUGCUAUAAAAUGUCUCAACU